AUGUCGUCGAUACGGCGUCGGAGGAACGACGAGGACGCGGACGACGACGACGACAGCUACGACGACAGUGACUGGGUACCUGAUUACGAGAACGACUCGGUGUCGGUUGAAGAAGACGACGACGACCACGACGAGGACGGCAGGCCCAUCCUCUCGGCAGAACAGCGUGCCAAGUUGGACAAGGUCUUCAAUGGAGAAGUGUACCUCGCGAGAGCCUUUCGACGAUCGCCCUUUGAAACGAACCAGAUGAUCCAAUUGCCGUUCGAGCGCAUUGCGCAUAAGUUACGUGGCUACAGUGGCGACACUGGGAGCAAGACCUCGUUGAUGCGGAAGCAGUUUAUGUUUCGCACGUUGUGCGAUCGAGAAGUCGUGGGCAAGUCGUCGAACGUGCAGUUGGUCAAGCUGCAAGAGACCCUGAUGCCUUUUCAGGAGCACAAGCACUGUCGAGUGGUCGACUCCGUGCGCGAUCGAUUGUACUGUGGUGGAUUCAACAGCACCGGGUCGAGGUUCUUGACCGCUGGACAGCGGGGUGCGAUCAUGCUCUACGAUACGAUUGACUGGACGCGUGCAGCGUCUCUGCCCGUGCGUGAUGUGAGGUGGACCGUGACGGACGCGAAGUUCACGCCGGAUGACAAGAGUGUUUUGUACGCGACCAUCAAUAGCAACGUGCGCAUGGUGAGCACCAACUUUGAUGAAGACGGGAAGGAGGACGUGUACCCGUUGGUACACUCGGCGAGAGGAAGCGAAGAUAGUCAGUUGAUACGCAUGGGUCGAUUCGGACGUUUUGGCGUGUGGUGCAUUGAUAUCAAUGCGUCGGGCACGGAGUUUGUAGCUGGCACGUCGCAGAGCAGUGUCGUGUUGAUGGAUAUGGAGACCCGCGUGCCAAUAUGCCACGCUGUAGGACACCAUGAUGACGUGAAUGCCAUCGAGUUCGUGGACGGACCUCUGCAUACAAACGUCUUUGCAAGCGGGUCAGAUGACACGUUGAUUAAAUUGUGGGACCGCCGAGUGCUAUCGGAGUCGAACCCAAAGCCCCAGAGUGUGUUCCCAGGCCACACUGACGGCAUUACACACAUUUCGUCGAGAGAUGAUGGCUACUACUUCAUUUCAAACUCAAAGGACCAGACCACCAAGCUUUGGGAUAUUCGGAAGUGCUCGUCGUCGAAUGAACUCAGUGAAGCGGCAGCGUUUCGCAAGCCGUUUUCGUGGGAUUACCGCUUCCAAGCGUACCCAGGACGCAAUUUGAUGCCGAUCGAGCACCCCAAUGACACGUCCGUGAUGACAUAUCGUGGCCACAUGGUUGUCGAGACGCUUAUUCGCUGCUACUUCUCGCCAUUACACUCCACUGCCCAAAAGUACAUCUACACUGGCUCCGCGGACGGUCGUGUGUACGUAUACGACAGCGUGUCUGGCGACCUGGUUGAGAUUUUUGCAAUGAAGCCGAAUGGUCUCACCCGUGACGUGCGCUGGCACCCAUUCGAGCCCACGAUCGUGUCCCCCGACUUUUAUGGCAAGUUAUGCGUCUGGCAGCGUCAGGACGACGAAGAAGAAAAUCGGUGCUCACCGGUCACUUCGGAUUGA
Messenger RNA from Hyaloperonospora brassicae, 1581 nucleotides. Lineage: Eukaryota; Oomycota; Peronosporomycetes; Peronosporales; Peronosporaceae. The record is from the annotation of a GenBank genome assembly.